AUGUCCUCUGCCGACACGACGCCCAUCUCCCCCGCGCGCUUCGCCGCCGCCCUCAAGGACCUCUCCGUCGCCAUGCUGCACCUCAAGGUCCUCGAGAUCCGCAACUCCAUCGCCCACCUGCAGUACUCCAACGACCAGCUCCGGCCCUUUGCCGACGGCACGGCCACCGCCGCCUCCUCUGGCGCCGCGGCAGCAGCAGCAGCAGCGUCGCCGGGCGAGCCGGACCAGGACUGCGUCGACGCGAUCCGAGAGAACGAGCAGGUCGUCGAGCGCAUGGCGGAGCGCAUCGCGCUCGUCAGGUUGGAGGUGGAGGAGCGCGGCGUCUCGUGGGACGAGUUCACGAGCAAGGAGGAGACCGAGGCCGCGGUCGCGCGCGCCAGAGAGGAGCAGCGGCAGCGGGCGGCGGCGGCAGCAGCACAGCAGCAGGGCGGGGAGGACGUGACGGGGGUGGCGGAGCAGGUGAAUGGGGGUGCGUCGUCGCCGUGGACCGACGGUACGUUUCAGACGGGCACGAUACGGAACGGCGAGGUGCGCAUGGAUGCGCAGCCGCGGGCGCGGACGAAUGGUGCUGGUGGUGGGAGUCUGUCGGAUGAGCAGCUGAGAGCGGCCAUGGAGGAGCGCAUGCGGCAGAUGACGACGGGCGACGAGGACCAGGAUGAGAAUGGCGGCAUGCACCUGUAA
Molecule: messenger RNA, 681 nt
Organism: Akanthomyces muscarius
Lineage: Eukaryota; Fungi; Ascomycota; Sordariomycetes; Hypocreales; Cordycipitaceae
Exons: 1
Coding region: 1-681 (226 amino acids)
Biological process (GO): proteasome regulatory particle assembly
Molecular function (GO): protein-macromolecule adaptor activity
Source: RefSeq, a predicted model, not a curated record